Molecule: messenger RNA, 2106 nt
Organism: Cyprinodon tularosa
Lineage: Eukaryota; Metazoa; Chordata; Actinopteri; Cyprinodontiformes; Cyprinodontidae
Gene: dnajc11a
Product: DnaJ (Hsp40) homolog, subfamily C, member 11a
Exons: 16
Coding region: 65-1741 (558 amino acids)
Biological process (GO): cristae formation
Source: RefSeq, a predicted model, not a curated record
AGAGCGUGAGAGAGCCUUUUUCCGCGUAUGGAAACACACGAAGUAGAAAUGACCGGGGGUAAACAUGGCGUCUGCCUUGGACGAUGAUGAGAUCUGCAAUGAUGAUUUCUAUUCCCUUCUUAAUGUCCGCAGAGAGGCAACCCAGGAGGAGCUGAAAGCAGCAUACCGGCGCUUGUGCAUGCUGUAUCAUCCAGACAAACAUCGCGAUCCUGAGCUAAAGAGACAGGCCGAAACGCUUUUUAACCUUGUACAUGAAGCUUAUGAAGUACUUAGUGACCCACAAGCACGAGCAAUCUAUGAUAUCUAUGGGAAGCGAGGGCUCGAUGUCGAAGGAUGGGAGGUGGUGGAGAGGAAAAGAAGCCCUGCCGAGAUUCGGGAGGAGUAUGAGCGCCUUCAGAGGGAGCGAGAGGACAGACGGCUUCAGCAACGGACCAAUCCAAAGGGAACGAUAAGUGUGGGCAUUGAUGCCACAGACCUCUUUGACCGGUAUGAAGAGGACUUUGAGGAUAUGGUUGGAGGCAUCCCACAUGUAGAGAUCAACAGGAUGCAAAUAUCACAGUCUAUAGAGGCUCCACUCACUACAAAGGACACAGCUAUUUUAUCUGGCUCUUUGUCCACCCACAAUGGGAACGGAGGCGGCACCAUUAACUUGGCUUUAAGAAGAGUCACCUCAGCUAAAGGGUGGGGUGAGGUAGAGUUGGGAGCCGGAGACACUCAUGGACCCCUCUUUGGAAUGAAGAUAUUUCGCAACUUAACACCUCGAUGUUUUGUAACAGCUCAGUGUGGGCUGCAGUUUUCUUCACGAGGUGUUCGGCCUGGGGUGACCACGGUGCUCGCUCGCCACCUCGACAAGAACACAAUGGGCUAUCUGCAGUGGCGCUGGGGAGUUAACUCCUCUAUGAACACCAGCAUAGUGAGGGACACAAAGAGCAGCCAUUUUACCCUCGCAGUCCAGCUUGGCAUUCCUCACACCUUUAUGAUGAUGAGCUACCAGUACAAGUUUCAGGAUGAAGACCAGACAAAGAUUAAAGGCUCAGUAAAAUCAGGUUUCUUUGGGACUGUGGUGGAGUACGGCGCUGAGAGGAAGAUCAGUCGACACAGUGUGGUCGGGGCCACCGUCAGCGUCGGGGUGCCGCAGGGUGUCUCCCUCAAGAUCAAACUAAACAGAGCCAGCCAGACGUAUUUCUUCCCUAUUCACCUCACUGACCAACUGCUGCCAAGUGCGGUGUUCUACGCCACAGUUGGACCUCUGGUUUUCUACCUCGCCAUGCAGCAGCUUAUCAUUCGACCCUACAUGCGGGCCCAAAAGGAGCAGGAGUUGGAGAAGCAGAGAGAGAGCUCAGCCUCUAAUAUAGCCAAGAAGAAACAGGAAGCAGAGGCUGCUGUUUUGCUCAUGCAGGAGUCUGUCCGCAGGAUCAUUGAAGCAGAGGAGUCUAGAAUGGGUCUCAUCAUCCUCAACGCUUGGUACGGCAAAUUUGUGACUGACAAUAGCAGAAAGCAUGAGAGGGCGAAGGUCAUCGAUGUGACCGUGCCACUUCAGUGUCUGGUGAAAGACUCCAAACUCAUUCUCACUGAGGCUGCAAAGUCAGGGCUCCCUGGCUUCUACGACCCCUGUGUGGGAGAAGAGAAAAGCCUGAAGGUGCUGUAUCAGUUCCGCGGAGUCAUGCAUCAAGUCCUGUCAGGAGACACGGAACCACUCAGGAUACCAAAGCAAUCUCACAGGAUUGAUACAGACACAUAGGAGUGCUUGUUCUGACCAAAAAAGGACUCAACUCUAGACUGUUGGACAGAAGAUGGAGAGACCUAUGUUUUAGAUUCGACUUUGAAAUCAAUCUUUGUUACAGAGAAAUUAUUAAUUUACCUGUUUGUUUUUUUUGUUUUCAAACCAGGAUGCAUAGACAGAGUCUUGGCCUGCUAAUGUGACAAAAAUCAGCUGCUGUCAUCUUAAAUCUGGGAUCUGCUCUCUGCAUCAGUUUGUUUUUGGGAAAGGCUGGUAAUUUUAGACAGAGUUCUAUGUACUGUAUUAAACAUAAACUGCAGUGCCUGUUGGAUUGAGGACAUGAAAGUAUCUCUGUUUAUUUGCCAUAUUAAAAUCUCUCCCUCUCA